AUGGAGGCCACCAGCCCACAAGUCAGGGAGCGCGUGCACGGGUCAAAGACGAAGCACUGGGCCAACAAACUGGCCGUAGACCAGACUGAAGAGGGACUGUCUAACACCCAGCUCAUGCUCAUCAACCAUGAUCUGAAGCCUGUCGAGAAAGCUCGCAGAGUUUGGGGAACAUGGAACUUUGUGGCCUUUUGGGUCGCUGACAACUGCCAUGGUGCUGACUGUUAUAAGUUCCUAUACGUCCCGGUGCACAAACUGCGCCAUCUUUUCACUGUCAAGUCCUAUGUCGUCCCUGUAGCAGGCUUUGCCUUUAUGGGGUGGACUAUUGCAAAGGCUGGUAACACGGGAGCCAUGAUUCGACAGCCCGCCCAAGCCAAGGGCAGUGAAUGGUCCUGGGCAUUUGUUUCCGGAGUCAUGUCUUCAAUCGCCAACUUCGCAACACUCAUUGUCAACGAUCCUGAUUUUACACGCUUUGCUAUCAAACCCAGAGAUGCACUUUGGUCGCAGCUGUGCACAAUCCCAAUCGGAUUUGCCGUCACGUCAUUGAUCGGCAUCCUGGUCAGUUCGGCGUCGGCUGCCCUCUAUGGCGCCCCCAUCUGGGAUCCACUCGAGGUUCUUGAGAGAUUCAUCGAUGGAGGCAACUCUGGCGAGAGAUUUGGAGUCUUCGUUCUUGGCCUGGCAUUCGCGUUGGCCCAACUCGGCACGAACAUUGCAGCCAAUAGUAUUUCUGCUGGCACCGAUAUGACUGCGCUGCUUCCCAGGUAUAUCAACAUUCGCCGAGGAAGCUACGUAUGUGCCGCGAUCGGCCUCGCGAUGUGCCCAUGGAAGCUACUGUCAAGCUCGAACCAGUUCACGACCUACCUCUCAGCUUACAGCGUCUUCCUCAGUUCGAUCGCUGGCGUCAUGUGCUCAGACUACUACGCCGUGCGCCGCGGAUACCUGCAAGUUCAAGACUUGUUCAGUGGUCGCAAGGACAGUCCGUAUUACUACACCUUCGGCGUCCACUGGCGGGCAUAUGCGGCAUACAUCGCCGGCAUUUUGAUCAAUGUGGUUGGCUUUGCCGGUGCAAUUGGCGCGACUGUCCCCAUUGGAGCAUCCUAUCUUUACAGGGUGAACUUCUUUGGAGGGUUCAUCAUAUCAUUCUCCAUGUACUGGGCGCUGUGCCACUUCUUCCCCAUCCCUGCCACAAGCAAAACAUGGAUGGAGGUUGGAGGCGACGACCUGGACGAGGUUCGUGUGGCCUACGAUGCCGACAGCUAUAGCGACAAAGGGGUCGAUGCUGGACAUCGGCCGUAUGAUGAGGAAGUGGCCGUGCAGGGAAAGCCACAGAUGAAUGAUAAGAAACUUGCGGGAGAGUCUAUCUAGGGGGAUUACGGGGGGAGCAACUGCGACUAGAGAGGCGUCAUAUAUGGCGAAUGUUGAGCGUCGACGUUAGGUCA
Verticillium alfalfae VaMs.102 is the source of this 1436-nucleotide messenger RNA. Its product is annotated as uracil permease. Gene Ontology annotation, molecular function: nucleobase transmembrane transporter activity. The record is from RefSeq and is a predicted model, not a curated record. Gene Ontology annotation, biological process: transmembrane transport; nucleobase transport. Lineage: Eukaryota; Fungi; Ascomycota; Sordariomycetes; Glomerellales; Plectosphaerellaceae. The coding region runs from base 1 to 1362 and encodes 453 amino acids. The transcript is spliced from 9 exons. Gene Ontology annotation, cellular component: plasma membrane.